AGAUAUCCUGAAAAUAUGUCAGAAGCUUCAUUCUGCCAUGACUUUUUCUAUGAUUCCCUAUCAGACAUUCCGAAUGGGGAAUUUUCGAAUGAACUCUCUGCUUUUCUUACCCAGGAAGAGAUACAUAAGAGCCUCGACAUAGCUCGGGAAGCCAUUGCCAGUUCCAUGAAGGAGGAUCAGAAUGCAGCACCAGACUGCAGUUGUUGUUUCAACACCUCUUUUUCUAACAUUAACAUAGAAAAUCCUUCUUUCAGCAACACCAAACUUCAAGAGCAAGAUGCUUUACAAAGGCCUCAAGCAAGCAGUCUAACUUCAUCUGCUGCAAGUCACAUUCUCCCAAGGAAUCAGAAAGAGCAACUCACCCCACAUCAAGCAGCAAGUAAUUUGGCCUCAUUUUCCAAGAGGCAAGCAAGCACCUCACCUUUGUUAACUGCUAGUCCCAGCUUCAUUAGAAGCCUGAAACAUUCAGAGAAAGAUGGUCCAAAUAUGCCUAAGACAAACCCAAAGUCUGAAUUGGCAUUCCAGGGAGAAGUUCCUUUCAGGAACAAGCUGUGUGACAAAGCUGCCACAUUCAUAGAGGAAUUGUCAUCUAUAUUUAGGCAGGCAGCAAAGACAAGAGGUCAAAGUCCUGAUGGGGACACUUCUUCUCCAGACAGUGGAUAUCUGUCUCCUAAAAAGAAGCAACCAGAUAUAAAUACCUCUGUGAACCAAGAGUUUAACAAGGCACAUCAAGAGACUGAGCCUGAGGGAAGAUUGUUUGGAGCUCAUCUGAAUGGAGAACACUGUCGUGAUAGGGAAAGUUGUGAAACAAUCCUUUGCCACCCCUUCAUUAAAAAGGAAGAGAAUCAAUCUUCACCACCUCAAUUCACUCAGAAGCUCCGGAGCCAGGAAGUUGCUGAAGGAAACAGAGUAUUACUGGAGUGCAGAGUUGUUGGCAACCCAGUGCCUGAUGUCAGAUGGUUCUGUGAAGGAAAAGAACUCCAGAAUACCCCUGACAUUCAGAUCCAUUCUGGAAGUGAAGGACUUCAUUCACUAAUUAUAGCAGAAGCCUUUGAAGACGACACGGGACGCUAUACUUGUCUGGCUUCAAAUUCCAUCGGCUCAGAUAGUACAUCAGCUGAAAUAUUCAUUGAAGGUGCCAGUUCCACAGAUUCAGAGACUGAAAGUUUAAGUUUCAAAUCAAAAUCUGGAGCUAUGCCACAGGCCCAAAAGAAAACCACUUCUGUUUCCUUAACAAUAGGAUCUUCAACACCAAAAACAGGAGUCACUACAGCUGUAAUUCAACCUAUCUCUGUGCCCAGUCAGCAGGUUCAAAGCCCUACUUCAUACUUGCACCAUGUCGAUGGACCUAAGCCUACCUAUUCUGCACCCAUUUUUACAAAGGAUCUACAAAACUCCACGGCAUCUGAGGGACAAGUUGUGGUAUUGGAAUGCAGGGUCAGAGGAUCCCCUCCCAUUCAUGUUAAGUGGUUUCGACAGGGUGUUGAAAUACAAGAUUCUCCAGACUUCAGAAUUCUUCAGAAAAAGCCACGGUCUGCAACUGAACCUGAAGAGAUAUGCACUCUUGUAAUUGCAGAAACUUUUCCUGAAGAUUCAGGCCUUUUCACAUGCACAGCAACAAAUGAACAUGGCUCAGUAACAAGCAGUGCACAACUAAUUGUCUGUUCAGCUAACUCAGAAAGCUUUAGUCAGGAAUCACUGACAAGAGAAUCAAACAGUGAUGAUUUCCAUCAUUUCCCACCACUUCCUCUAGCUGAAAUUAGCUCUUUUGAGCUUCCUCCUAAGAAACAUACAGAGACUCACCAAGCAAACAACACUGAGCUGAAAUCUGAUAUGGCAGCCCUUCAACUACAGCUCAAUUCAGCUGAGGAAAAAACAAAUGGCGUUCACCCCAUUCAUGGAGUUAAUGGAAUGAUUAACAGCAAGCCAAAUGGUGAUAAAUCCGUCCCAACUUCAGCUGUUGUGCUUUCACCCACAAAGGAGCCACCACCUGUGCUUGCCAAACCAAAGCUAGACCCUAUAAAAAUACAGCAGCUGCAAAACCAAAUUCGUCUGGAGCAAGAAAGUGGCCAGUGGUAUCGUCACCAAAAGCAACCCGAUCAGCAUCAUCACUCUCCAUCUUCUCCUUCCUUCCCUCCUCCCCCCUCCUUCCAAGAGCUUGAGUCUAGCCAGUCUGUCACCUCUCCUGUACCAAUGAGUAUUCUUAACUCUCAUACUUCCCCAACCAUGCAGUCUUCUGGCUCCUUCAACUACGCUCGGCCUAAGCAGUUCAUUGCUGCUCAGAACAUCAGCCCUGCUUCAGGUUAUGUGACUCCAUCUUCAGGAUCAUCUACAUCCAGCCUUCCUUCUCCUAUGUCUCCAACUGCUUCUCAAAAACAGUUUGGGAGAGUGCCUGUUCCCCCUUUCUCUCAGCAGUUUGCUCCAGAAGGGGAGUACACCUGGUCUCCUUCUUCUCCAUCCCCUCCGCCCCCUCCUCCACCUGUCUUUAGUCCAACCACAACAUAUCCAGUGUGUGAUUCCUUUCCACUUCCACCUCCUCCACCCCCUCCUCUUCCUUCACUUUCUUCACCUUCCCACAGCCUGUCUCCAACUCCCAGAUUUCCUAAUUCCGGCCAGUCUCCAGCAGCUUUUCUCAGCUCCAUGCUGCCAUCCCAGCCACCACCCAUCUCUGUCAACGCAUUAGGCCUCCCAAAAGGAGUGACACCUCCGGGAUUUCCCAAGAAAACAGGCAGAACUGCUAGAAUAGCAUCAGAUGAAGAGAUCCAAGGGUCAAAAGAUGCUGUAAUUCAGGAUCUGGAAAGAAAACUUCGCUUCAAGGAAGACCUGUUGAACAACGGGCAACCGAGAUUAACAUACGAGGAGAAGAUGGCUCGUCGAUUGCUGGGAGCAGACAGUGCUGCAACAGUCUUCAGUAUACAAGAACCAGAAGAAGAAUCUGCUGUACAGGAAGCUCGCUCUGUUGGUGCUUCUGUAGUGAGUCCUGUGGAUAUUCAAAAGGAGUAUAAAGUCUCCAGCUUUGAGCAAAGAUUGAUCAGUGAAAUUGAAUACAGGCUGGAGAGAUCUCCUGUGGAAGAAUCGGACGAUGAGGUGCAACAUGGAGAUGAACCUAUUGAUAAUAGUAUGUCACCGUAUUUUGAGAUAAAGCUGAAGCAUUACAAAAUCUUUGAGGGAAUGCCAGUCACAUUUACAUGCAAAGUGGCAGGAAAUCCAAAGCCAAAGAUUUAUUGGUUUAAAGAUGGGAAGCAAAUUUCUAAACGAAGUGAUCACUACCGGAUUCAAAGAGAACCUGAUGGAACUUGCUUGCUGCAUACUGCAGCCUCCACCCUGGAUGAUGAUGGGAACUACACUAUAAUGGCUGCUAACCCACAGGGCCGAAUAAGUUGCACAGGCAGGCUGAUGGUUCAAGCUGUAAAUCAAAGAGGCCGCAGUCCUUGGUCACCUUCUGGUCAGCCUCAUAUAAGAAGACCACGAUCUCGAUCAAGGGACAGUGGUGAUGAAAAUGAACCAAUUCAGGAACGAUUCUUCCGGCCUCAUUUUCUGCAGGCUCCUGGAGACCUGACUGUUCAAGAAGGAAAGCUGUGCAGAAUGGACUGCAAGGUUAGUGGAUUACCAACUCCAGAUUUAAGCUGGCAACUCAACGGAAGACCCAUUCGCCCUGAUAGUUCCCACAAAAUGCUGGUGCGUGAGAACGGUGUGCACUCCUUGAUCAUAGAGCCCGUCACAGCCAGAGACGCUGGAAUCUACACAUGCAUUGCCAGCAAUCGGGCUGGUGAAAACACGUUCAGCCUGGAACUCAUUGUUGCAGCUAAGGAAGUACACAAAGCACCCGUGUUUAUAGAGAAGCUACAAAACACAGGUGUGACUGAGGGAUUCCCAGUGCGACUGGAGUGUCGAAUCUCGGGGGAGCCAUCUCCUCAGAUAUUCUGGAAGAAGGAGAACGAGUCACUCACAUACAACACUGACCGAGUGAGCAUGCACCAGGAUAACUAUGGUUACAUUUGCCUGCUGAUUCAGGGAGCUACAAAGGAGGAUGCUGGCUGGUACACUGUAUCAGCCAAGAAUGAGGCUGGGAUUGUGUCUUGCACUGCCAGGUUGGAUGUUUAUACUCAGUGGCAACAACCACCUCAGACAACCAAGCCAAAGAAGGUGCGGCCCUCAGCCAGUCGAUAUGCUGCACUUUGUGACCAAGGACUAGACAUCAAAGCAGCUUUCCAGCCUGAAGCAAAUCCAGUCCAUCUGACAAUGCCAUCUGGCUUGGUAGAGAGCGAUGAUCUGUAG
Molecule: messenger RNA, 4278 nt
Organism: Indicator indicator
Lineage: Eukaryota; Metazoa; Chordata; Aves; Piciformes; Indicatoridae
Gene: PALLD
Product: palladin, cytoskeletal associated protein
Exons: 21
Coding region: 16-4278 (1420 amino acids)
Biological process (GO): homophilic cell-cell adhesion; synapse organization
Cellular component (GO): plasma membrane; neuronal cell body; axon
Molecular function (GO): axon guidance receptor activity
Source: RefSeq, a predicted model, not a curated record